This is a messenger RNA of Misgurnus anguillicaudatus (oriental weatherfish), 1867 nucleotides long. The record is from RefSeq and is a predicted model, not a curated record. Lineage: Eukaryota; Metazoa; Chordata; Actinopteri; Cypriniformes; Cobitidae.
CCGAGGCUGCAGUCAAAAGUGUUGGUGUUUCAACCACUACAUCUGCUGAAACUUUCCAACCUUUUGUUUUGCCACAUUUGACCUCAACACCGUUGAAGGAUUUAAGGCCAACAAAAAGAGCGCGCCUUGAACUGGAAGGGGAGGAAACUGAUUCAUUUGAGGUCACUGAUCAGCAUGACACAACAUACGAGCCUGCAGAGUCGGUCACCACUGUCACAGAGUCAUCACAACUUCAAUGUACAUCAACGCAGGAGGAUGCAAAAUACAUUGUAUUUGAAAACUGCCUCCUGCAACUCUUUGAUACCUGCCCAGUGUGCUCGAGGCGCUGUAAUGUUUGGCCACGAAGAAAAGGGACUUUUGUUGCAAUAGAUCAACUAUGUCCACACUGUCAAUACUUCCGUCAAUGGAAAAGCCAACCUGUUGUUGGGAGCACACCUUUGGGCAACCUCCAGUUAUCUGCUGCAAUAUAUUUCACCGGUGGAUCGUUCUUCCAAUUAAAAAAGAUAUUCCAAACAAUGCGUGUCAGGAGCAUUACCCACAGAACCUUCCGGAAGCAUGCCAGUAUGUAUCUUGAACCAGCAAUAAUCUACACAUGGAAGAAGGAACAAGAAGAAGUGUUGCAGGAGCUAAGCCAGGGUGACAAAGUAAUUGUGGGUGGUGACAUGAGAGCAGACUCACCAGGCCAUUCAGCAAAGUACGGCAGCUACACUGUUAUGGACCUAAAGAACAAUAUCAUAUUGGAUAUGCAGCUGGUCCAAAGCAAUGAGGUUGGUGGUAGCUACCACAUGGAAAAGGAGGGACUGAAAAGAAGUCUGGAAUUUCUGGAGGCACGUGGUGUGAAGAUUGACUGUAUUGUUACCGAUCGUCAUACACAGAUCCAGAAAUUCUUGAGGGACCGUAAAGUGACGCAGUUCUAUGACGUCUGGCACCUGGAAAAAGGUUUGUCAAAAAAGUUGGAAGUAAUCGCCAAAGACAAAGACUGUCAAGUGGUGAAAAAGUGGCAGCGGAGCAUAAGAAAUCAUGUCUAUUGGACAGCAGCUUCUUCCAAAACAGCUGAGGAGAGAGUAGCGAAAUGGUUGUCUAUGGUAAACCACAUUCAAGAUGUUCACGUCCAUGACACCCCAGCCUUCCCACGGUGUGAACAUGCAACACAUGUAUCAAAGGACCCCACCAAGUGGUUUCAACCAGCAACUAAGGCACUGUACACCGUCGAGAAGCUUCUCACAAACAAGAGAAUGCUGAAAGAUGUUGAGAAACUCAGCCCUCACUUUCAAACUUCGUCUUUGGAAGCUUUUCACAGCGUAAUUUUACGCUUUGCUCCCAAAAACGUUGUUUACCCUUACAUUGGAAUGUUAUGCAGACUGUACUUGGCAUGUAUGCAUUUCAAUGAGAACUCCAACCGUCCUCAGGCUAAAACAAAAACGGGAAAGCCAGUGUAUAGGCUUUUGUUUCCCAAAGCCAAAAAGGGGGAAUACUCCACACGUCCAUUAAAGACACAGGCAACAUAUUGCUAUGUCUACAGAUUGAUGGACUUCCUGUUUGAAAAGGUGAUCCUUGAUCCUCUUCCCUACAUGGAGGAGAUUCACAACAUCAAGGUCCCAGAAACACUCUCAUACCAGUAUGAGAGACCCUCCAUGGAAGAAGCCAUCUCGAGACAUAAAUCGCGGUUCAGUCAAGGGGAGGCCUAAAUCCAACGUAACUGCCUGCCGCGUCAGGAAACUCUUGCCGUAUACGUUGGACGACGCAAGAUGGGAUAACAACUCUGUUACUCCUGCCCAAAUAGCCCCAGCACCAGCUCACAAAACUUCUGUAUGCCAAGUGCCUGUAACGCCUACAGUAAAAGAUUUAAUUUACAGAGUUUUUAUAU